ACUGGGGGUGGGACUGCUGCAUUUUUCAAUAUUGAGUUUCUGUACAUAGGUUGGAACCGUGCAGAAUUAUCGGGCUUUAGAACUGCAAACUUCGGGUCCGCCUACCAUCUGUCAAUGUUCCGAGUCUCCGCAAGAAAGUCGCCAUCGGCUCUGGCACUGCAAUUAACAUGCGGGAUUACGAUGAAGUAACUGCUUUCCUGGGAGAAUGGGGACCGUACCAGAGACUUAUCUUCUUUCUUUUGAGUGUCAGCAUUUUACCGAACGGUUUCUGCGGACUUUCCAUAGUUUUCGUCGGAGAUAUACCUGAGCAUCGCUGCUUAGUUCCCGGGAACCUUAACCUCAGCGAUGCGUGGAGGGACAGGACGAUUCCUCGGCUGGAAGGCGCUCAACGGCAGCGCAGCAAGUGCAGUCGGUACCGGCUGAACGUGAUAAUGAACCUUUCGGAGGCAUUUUCCGACCCAGAUUUCUUCAAUAUGUCUGAGAUCGAACAGGAACCGUGUCUGGAUGGAUGGGAGUACAGUAAGGAGCAGUACAUCUCCACUAUCGUCAGCGAGUGGGACUUGGUGUGUAACAAUGACUGGAAAGGACCUUUUUCUAUGUCAGUGUUCUUCCUGGGAGUGCUGGUUGGCACCUUUAUCGCUGGCCAGUUGUCAGACAGGUUUGGGCGGAAGGCUGUUUGGUUUGGGACCAUGGCUGUACAGACUGGAUUCACCAUGAUUCAGGUGUUCUCUCCAAACUGGGAAAUAUUUUGCCUUCUUAAUUUUUUUGUGGGUAUUGGACAGAUUUCAAACUAUGUAGCUGCCUUUGUUAUCGGAUCUGAAGUUCUUGGGAAAUCUAUUCGGGUUAUUUACUCUACACUAGGAGUCUGUAUUUCUUAUGCAAUUGGCUACAUGUUCCUACCCUUGAUUGCAUACUUCAUACGAAGCUGGCGGAUGUUACUGUUUACCUUGUCUCUUCCGGGACUACUGUACAUUCCUCUAUGGUGGUUUGUGCCUGAAUCUCCCCGCUGGCUAUUAUUCAAAGGACGGAUACAGGAGGCUGAAGCAAUAAUCCAACACAUUGCUAAGAAAAAUGGCAUAACUCCACCAGCCGUAGUCUUCAGUGACCUUGAGCUUGAAGAAAUGAAGGUUAAAAGUGUGAUAUCUCAUACAAUUAUUCACUUGGUGAAAACAAGUAAUAUCCGAGCCAUCACGAUUAUAAACUUUCUUGUAUGGAUGAUCCUAUCAAUUGAAUACUAUGGUCUAUCUUUGAACACACCAAAUCUCAAUGGUGAUGCCUAUUUGAACUGCUUCUUCUCUGCUGCCAUUGAAGUUCCAGCCUACACAGUAACUUGGCUUCUUCUCCAGAGAUUUACCCGCAAAUUCUGCCUUUCAGGCGCACUUUUUCUUGGAGGCGGUGUUCUUCUUUUCAUCCAUCUUGUACCAUCAGACCUUUCAGUACUUACCACAACACUUGUUAUGGUUGGAAAAUUUGUUAUUACUUCUUCCUUCUCAAUGGUUUAUGUCUAUACUGCCGAGCUCUACCCAACUGUGGUAAGAAACAUGGGUGUUGGAGUGAGCACAAUGGCCUCCAGGACAGGCAGUAUCAUCUCACCAUACUUUGUUUAUCUUGGUGCUUAUAAUGAACUUCUGCCCUUCAUGUUAAUGGGAAGUUUAACAAUCCUGUCAGCAGUUCUAGUCUUGUUUCUGCCUGAAACAAUCAAUAAACCCCUUCUGGAAACCAUUGACCAGAUGCAGACUAUCAAGUGCAUCAAAUGUAGAAGUCAUUGCACCAAUCAAGACAGUUCGGAUAAAAAUGAAACGGCUGAAAAAUGUGAUGGUCAUUAUGAAGCAAAAGAUUUGACCUAGCUCUUGCCAGGAUUCCACAACAUUGAGAAACUGGACACAUCUUCAUUAUUGGGGCUACAGUGUACAACAUUAUCGAAGUCAAAGUAUGUUUAGUGAUACAACUAUAGUACUCAGGGACCAUUGUAAAAGCUAGAGUGAGAAGGAAGUUGCAUUUAUUCAUUUUAGAAAGCAAACUUUCUCUAUUUACACAGCUCCUGAACACAUUAAAAUUUAGCCUUCUAAUAUAUCAUCUUCUGUUUAUCCAGGGAUAGAUUUUCACCUUUGACAGGAUCCAAUUUUGUUUUUUUUAUAGAUCAAGACAAAACCUUAUAUUGAGUUUGAUGUUGGGUAUGAUCAAACGUUCUGGACUGUGUCUCAACAGCUUUUUUUAAAUAGAUGACUGUAAGUUACAGAAUCCAAACAGUGCAUUCAUUUCAGCUGUUGCUUUCAACUAUUUCUUUUAUUCCUUUCCUCCACAGAUGUAAUAUUAAAACUAAGAUUUGA
This is a messenger RNA of Mobula hypostoma (lesser devil ray), 2330 nucleotides long. RefSeq names its product organic cation/carnitine transporter 2-like. Gene Ontology annotation, biological process: quaternary ammonium group transport; transmembrane transport. The transcript is spliced from 10 exons. The coding region runs from base 168 to 1847 and encodes 559 amino acids. Gene Ontology annotation, molecular function: quaternary ammonium group transmembrane transporter activity. The record is from RefSeq and is a predicted model, not a curated record. Lineage: Eukaryota; Metazoa; Chordata; Chondrichthyes; Myliobatiformes; Myliobatidae. Gene Ontology annotation, cellular component: membrane.